GUAGUCGUACAGCGAGCAGAUCUAUUGUUUUAAAUUUCUAGUCACGAAAUCAUAAAUUUGCAAAAGUAAUGUAAAGUUUUGGAACGUCAAAACCAGUUAUUAUUAACUAAUUUACAUUUAUAUAAAUGAAAAUCAAUGUUUGCUUGUUCCCCUAUGCGUUUCUAAACGAUUGGACUGAUUAAGAUUAUACAUUGUAAAAUUUAAAAAAAAAACACCAGAGAACUGUAAUUUUUUUCCUCAUCACAUAGAUACCUGUUAAGCAGUUAUAUCUCCUAUAUUUUGUGUCAAUCUGCCUGUUUCCAACCGUUAGACAACUAUUUCGCUUCGUAGACCAUGAAGAUCUGUCAUAGUACGCCAGUUCCAAUUCAAAUCUGUGUGCAACAUGACUGUUUUAGUUCCUACAUCAUUUUUAUAUUUUAUUCUAUUAUUUCACUUUACAUUUGGUGAAAUGACAACCGAAGAAAUUCAAGUACUCAAUGAACUACCAAUAGACAAGCUUUUAAGAAUAAAAAAUUCAUUACAAGAAGUUUCAACAACGGAUAACAUGACUGUAACAGAACCAACGUUGGUAGAAACAUUCGGAGCUCAAGCAAUGGCUAUACGAUCACCUAUCAAACGUACAGAUUACGAAGAUGGAUAUAAAAAAGAAGUUAGUAAAAUAAGUAAUAUAUUUUCAAUGUCAGUAACAACUUUAGCGUUUCUCGCGUUUGGUGGUUACUUGCUUUGUUUGAUAGUUCAAGCGAUCAAGUCUAAGCAUAGUACCGCAAAUGUACCACAAUCAACGUUUGUAUUGAAUGCAGGGAUAAAACGACCACAAACAUUUGCGUCUUACGGCCGAAGGAAAAGAGAAGCUGUAACAAAUGAAAUUGAUUUACCACCAGAACAAUUGUUCUCAGCUUUGAUACAACUCUGUGAGGGAUACGCUAAAUGGAACGGCGUCGGUUAA
Molecule: messenger RNA, 946 nt
Organism: Papilio xuthus (Asian swallowtail)
Lineage: Eukaryota; Metazoa; Arthropoda; Insecta; Lepidoptera; Papilionidae
Exons: 1
Coding region: 383-946 (187 amino acids)
Source: RefSeq, a predicted model, not a curated record